AUGCAGCGUGACCCAGUUCUAGCUGAAAAGUUAAAUAGUAAAAUCGAUGAAUACGUCAGAAAAGGCUAUGCACGAAGAAUCACCCACCAAGAAAUUGUGGAGAAUAAGGACCGUUCAUGGUACUUACCAGUUUUUCCUGUGGAAAAUCCAAAUAAACCUGGAAAAAUUAGGAUCGUUUGGGACGCUGCUGCUGCAGUUCGCGGGACUUCACUCAAUUCCUUACUCCUCAAAGGCCCUGAUCAACUUACUCCUCUGACGUCCGUCAUCUAUAAAUUCAGACAACACAAGAUCGCGAUUUGUGGGGAUAUAAUGGAAAUGUACCACCAAGUCGGUAUUCGAGAGGAGGACCAACAUUACCAGCGUUUCUUGUGGGGCUAUGGCGAAGAAGGGCAACCCGAUACAUACAUUAUGAAAGUGAUGACCUUUGGGGCAACUUGUUCCCCAUGUACCGCACAUUUCGUCAAAAAUACCAACGCCGAUAACUUUGCAGCUGAAUUUCCAAGAGCGGCCUGUUCUAUUAAGGAAAAUCAUUACGUAGAUGACCUGAUGGAUAGUGUUCCGACUGAGGAAGAGGCCAUCACAUUAGCUCAGGAGAUUCGACACAUUCACAAGCAGGGUGGGUUUCACAUCAGAAACUGGGUUUCCAAUUCGUCCGCAGUUCUAAGAGCACUUCAAUCAGAACCAACAGAACAAAAAAGCAUGAACGCCGAUGUUGAACUAGGUACAGAAAAGGUGCUUGGGAUGUGGUGGUGCACCUCUUUAGACUGCCUUACGUUCAAGCUUACUACAAACCCAAAUCAAAGGGAAAUUCUUUUUGGGUCAAAACGUCCAACUAAGCGUGAAGUCCUCAGAGUUAUGAUGACAAUUUUUGAUCCUUUAGGACUUAUAUCGUGUUUCCUCAUGUACAUCAAGAUUCUGCUCCAAGAGAUCUGGCGAUCUAAAAUAGAGUGGGAUGAUGAAAUCAAAAACGAUGAAUACAAAAAAUGGCUGAAAUGGGUGCAUCAUCUAUCCAAAGUCGAGGAGGUUAAGAUUCCAAGAUGUUACGUGACUUCAACUCUGGGCUCCGAUGUACAAUUGCAUGUUUUCGUCGACGCCAGCGAAAACGGUUUCGCGGCGGUAGCGUACAUAAGAAGUUCCAACAACGGGCUAGUGGAGACUAGUCUUAUAGGGGCGAAAACUCGUGUAGCACCUCUUAAGGCCUUAUCAAUUCCUCGCUUGGAACUGCAGGCAGCGCUACUUGGGCAGCGCUACUUCUGGUCAGACUCCAAAACCGUUUUGUGUUGGCUCCGAUCUGAUCACCGCAGAUACCGGCAGUACGUAGCAUUUCGAGUUAGCGAAAUUUUAGAACUUACCGAUAUAGAAGAAUGGAAAUGGAUUCCUACAAAUAUGAACGUUGCGGACGAAGCCACAAAAUGGCAAAAACCUCCAGAGUUCAAAGACACUAGCCGAUGGUUCAAUGGACCAGCUUUUUUGAAAACCUCUGCAGAUCAAUGGCCGCAGGAAGUUGUCGUGGGUUCUACAAUUGAAGACCUUAAAACUAACUUUGUUGCCAUUCAUACUUUCGGUCGAGAUACUAUUUUCCGAUUCAAUGAAAUCCCUACCUGGUGGAAGCUGCUUAGGAGUACGGCGUAUGCCCUUCGAUUUGUGCACAACACAAGCACUAAAAGAAACAAGACAAUCAAGGUGAGUGGCCUUUUGUCAUGUGAAGAACUACAGAACGCGCAAAACGAACUGUUAAGAGAAGCACAAAUUUGUGAAUACGCCGAAGAGGUUGCAGACUUAACCAUGAACCGUUGUGUCGAGAAAAGCAGUCCGCUUUUUAAUCUGUGCCCCUUCCUGGAUGAAAAUUGUCUCAUUCGAACCAAUAGCAGAAUCCGUUUGGAAGAAAAACUCAGCCUGGACUUCCGACUACCCAUUAUCCUGCCAAGAUUUCAUCGCAUAACCACUCUUAUUAUCGAAGAUGUUCAUCAUCGUUACAACCAUCAAAACGAUGAAACUGUGGUAAAUAUUCUUCGCGAAAACUUUUACAUUUCUCAGGUGCGAUCAGCUUUGAGGGCCAUCAAGAAAGAUUGUUCGCAGUGCAAGAUUAAUAGAGCUUCUCCACGCCCUCCAAUCAUGGCACCACUUCCACAGGCGCGACUCGCGUCUUUCUGUCGACCAUUUUCGUACGUUGGCGUCGACUUCUUUGGCCCCCUUUUGGUUACUGUAGGUCGAAGAACUGAAAAGCGCUGGGGAGUGCUUCUAACCUGUCUCACCAUAAGGGCAGUCCACAUAGAAGUUGCUCAUACCUUGACUACAGAUUCAUGUAUCCUCUGUAUCAGAAACUUCAUUGCCAGAAGAGGAACGCCCAUCGAGAUUCAUAGCGACAACGGCACUAAUUUUCACGGCGCAGAACGGGAGCUACGGGAAGCGGCUAGUUGUAUCCAGAGUGAUAGAUUGGCGGAAACAUUUACUACUACAAGCACUCAAUGGAAAUUUAUACCACCGGCUUCACCGCAUAUGGGUGGUAGCUGGGAGCGCUUAGUACGCUCCAUUAAAAACACCCUUUAUGCUAUUGCGCCGACAAGGAAUCCGAAUGACGAAUUGCUGCGCAGUAUGUUGAUAGAAGCAGAAAAUAUAAUUAAUUCACGGCCCUUGACAUACAUUCCAAUAGACCCUGCAAAUCCAGAAGCUCUCACACCUAACCACUUUUUAUUAGGCUCGGCCAGUGGUUCCAAACCUUUGGUGGAAUUUAACGACGACGUGACAGUGCUACGUAAAAAUUGGCUCACCUCACAGCAGUUUGCGGACCGCUUCUGGAAGCGCUGGGUAGCAGAAUACUUGCCCACACUUACCAGGCGUACAAAAUGGUUCACACCCGCAAAACCUUUAGAGGUCGGCGAUAUAGUCCUGGUCGUUGACCCAACUAGUCCCAGAAACAGUUGGGCUAAAGGACGAAUAAUCAAAGUUAAGCUUUCAAAAGACGAUCAAGUACGAAGCGCUUUCAUACAAACGCAGAGUGGAAUCUACGAAAGACCUGCCGUCAAAUUGGCCCUUCUCGACAUCAAAGCUCCCAAUGAGUCUCCAGGAGAAACUACCAAGGGGGAGUGUUGA
Molecule: messenger RNA, 3093 nt
Organism: Episyrphus balteatus (marmalade hoverfly)
Lineage: Eukaryota; Metazoa; Arthropoda; Insecta; Diptera; Syrphidae
Exons: 1
Coding region: 1-3093 (1030 amino acids)
Biological process (GO): DNA integration
Molecular function (GO): nucleic acid binding
Source: RefSeq, a predicted model, not a curated record